Telopea speciosissima is the source of this 1218-nucleotide messenger RNA. RefSeq names its product chaperone protein dnaJ C76, chloroplastic. Gene Ontology annotation, molecular function: electron transfer activity; iron ion binding. The transcript has 9 exons. Lineage: Eukaryota; Viridiplantae; Streptophyta; Magnoliopsida; Proteales; Proteaceae. The coding region runs from base 65 to 1072 and encodes 335 amino acids. The record is from RefSeq and is a predicted model, not a curated record.
UUCUCCCGCUAUUUUCCGUCUCUCCUGUUUACGGCGAAGAACAGAGCAAAACAUUUUCGCUUCAAUGGUUCAGUUACUGUCUCCCGUCUGCACUGAUUCAAUCAAAUUUCAGAAUCCGUCACAGUUCUUUUACUCGAGUUACCGAUGUCGCACGUUGUCUAAGAACAACGCCCAAUGGUCGACGACGAUCGGCGUUGGCCGGAGAAGAUGCUGUAAACUCAAGGCUACUACCAAAGAAUCCAGUUCUCAGGACGAUAUUGCGGAUGAUUAUUAUGCCGUAUUAGGUCUGCUGCCUGAUGCAACAACAGAGCAGAUUAAGAAGGCUUAUUAUAAUUGCAUGAAAGCUUGCCAUCCUGACUUGAGUGGCAAUGAUCCCGAGUCAACAAACUUUUGCAUGUUCAUCAAUGAGGUUUAUACGGUGCUCAGUGACCCUGUGCAGCGUAUGGUGUAUGAUGAAAUUCAUGGGUAUGCAUUGACUGCAAUCAACCCUUUCUUGGAUGAUGAAGCUCCAAAGGACCAUGCGUUUGUUGAUGAGUUUAGUUGCAUAGGUUGUAAAAACUGUGCUAAUGUGGCUCCUGAUGUAUUCCAAAUCGAGGACGACUUUGGAAGAGCUAGAGUCUACAGCCAAUCUAGAAAUCCCGAAUUAGUUCAACAGGCUAUUGACAGUUGCCCAGUUGAUUGUAUUCAUUGGACUUCUGCUGCACAGCUGUCUCUGCUUGAAGAUGAAAUGCGAAGGGUAGAAAGAGUAAAUGUUGCUCUAAUGCUUUCAGGAAUGGGAGCUGCUUCACUUGAUGUUUUCAGAAUGGCAAGCACAAGGUGGGGGAAGCGACAAUCAAAAGUCUUGGAAAAAGCUAAACAGAGGAUGAUGAACCAGAAAGAUUCUGGUAAAAGUGGAUCAUACUGGAGUGACCUUUGGGGAAAACCUAAAGACUACCAAAAUACAGAGGAAUCAGCAAAAGAAAGAGCAAAGAAAGCAGCUGCUGCAGCUCGAAGAUGGAGGGAGUACUCAAGGAAGGGUGCUGAUAGGCCUCCCACCUUCAAACUUCCAGAGGCAAUCUCCAACAAGGAAUAACCCAGUCCGGGCUCAUGUAAUUAAUCAUGUAAAGCUAAUUAUUUGUGGAAUUCUUCUAAAUCCACUGUCCUGUAAUUUAUGUAAAAUAGAUGCCCAUUCUAGUAAUUUUGAAACUUUAAAAUCAGCUUAAAUGCAAUGAUAAAGAA